Diorhabda carinulata is the source of this 11842-nucleotide messenger RNA. It is a transcript of the gene stan, whose product is annotated as protocadherin-like wing polarity protein stan. Gene Ontology annotation, biological process: homophilic cell-cell adhesion; G protein-coupled receptor signaling pathway; cell surface receptor signaling pathway. The transcript has 26 exons. Lineage: Eukaryota; Metazoa; Arthropoda; Insecta; Coleoptera; Chrysomelidae. The record is from RefSeq and is a predicted model, not a curated record. Bases 300 to 10145 code for a protein of 3281 amino acids. Gene Ontology annotation, cellular component: plasma membrane. Gene Ontology annotation, molecular function: G protein-coupled receptor activity; calcium ion binding.
GGAAUAAUAAAAACAUAAAAAUCUCGAAGCAUCAAAAUGGCAGCAUAGGUCAUUCGCGUUAGUUCGCUUGAAUAAGAAGUUACUAAAAUAAUUGAAAAAUGCGAAAAAAACUAAAGUCUUUAGUGAAUUGAAUAAAAUAGAGUGCAAUUUGUGUUUAAUGUGUUAGAUAAACUGAUGUUGGAUUGGUUAAAAUUGAUAGGCAUAGUGUCAAUGCACCUUUGUAUAAAACUGUGAAAGUACCUAUAGUUAUAAUGAAGCCACCUCUACUUCAAAUUUAACGAUGUGCUACCUAUCAAAAAAUGACCAAAAGACAUCCUCUUAUGCCUAAGAGAAAUCAAUUACUAUACCUGUUUUUGUUAUUUUUAUCUCUCAUACAAUCCUCCCAAUUUUACUUACUUCUAUUAGAGGAUACAACACCAGUCGGAAAUGUAAUAUUCAAUGCCAGCGUCUAUCGUCUAGGGUCAGAUAGAGAGUACAAAAUAAAUGGGAAGAGAUCAGCCCCUUUCGUAUUUUCCUUAGUAGAAGUUCAUCCAAAAACAGGACAAGUAAUUUUAAAAGAACAAUUGCAAUGUGAUGGAUUAUUUUAUCCCUAUUUUUUCACAAUCCAUAUAGACUCAACUUCGAACAGACUGAAAGAUAUAAACUAUUAUAGUUUACCUUUGAGGAUUUUUAUUGUCGGCAAAGACUGCGUGAAUCAUAACGAGGAUGAUUAUUCAUAUUUAGACGAAUUUGGAAGAUCUAAGAGGAGUUUAAGAAAUAUUUGGGGACCUUUUUCGCAACUUCAUCCUUCUGUUAAAGAAAAAAUCAACGAAGCUCGGCAAUGGGUAUCGGAAACUUACGCUUCUUUUGCUAUACCAACCGCAGGAAAGUGGCAAAAGAUCUGCUUAAGACAAAGUCAAUACAUUAACUCUAUCACCGCCUUCCUUCCGAAUACUAUCAGCAGUUAUUGCACUGUUGAAUUCCAUUACGUCAGCGAUGACAGAUUCGAAAUUGAACGAAGUCAAGGAGAUCUGGUAGCCAGCAAGGAUGUUUGUAUAAUAGAACCACUUUGGAAGGUAACAAUAUUGUUCACUGCGAUAUGUCAAAACAUAUCCGUUUUAAAUUCAGAACAUCGAUUGAAAAUUGUUUACCAUCAUCAACAAUUCAACGACACAGAUAUCGCCAAAAGAGUAAGAAGAGAAUUGAGGAAUCAGUCACCAUUUUUUGAACAGCAUCUCUACGUAGCUAGUGUUUUGGAAGAAUGUGAUCCACCGGUAGUAGUUACCACAGUGAAGGCAAGAGACCCAGAGAAUAGUCCAAUAACAUAUUCCAUGACUAGCUUAUUAGAUUCUAGAACGCAGGCUAUGUUUGAUAUUGACCAAAAAACUGGAGUGAUAACUACUAAGGUUCAAUUAGAUCGCGAACUCGUGGAUGUUCAUUAUUUUCGGGUAACCGCGAUGGAUGAUAGUUUUCCUCCCCGCUCUGGUACUACAAUGCUGCAAAUAAAUGUUUUGGAUGCUAACGAUCAUUCUCCAACGUUUGAAAUGAUGGAAUAUGAUGCUAGUAUAAGAGAAAGUGUAAAUGUUGGUACUACUGUAAUAACCCUCAAAGCGACUGAUCAAGAUAUUGGAAAGAACGCCGAGGUAGAAUACUCUAUAAAGAGUAUAAGUGGCGGAGGAAAUUCGCCGGAAAGUGAGGACAGCAAUGCCUUCAAAAUUGAUUCCAAAACUGGUGUUAUUACAACAAGAACUUUGCUAGAUAGAGAAACGACAGAAGUUUAUACCUUAAUCAUACAAGCAUCUGAUUUGGCAACUCCUCAAACUGCUAGAAGAACAUCUACUGCUAGCGUUGUUGUACAUAUCUUGGAUGAUAACGAUAAUUAUCCCCAGUUUUCUGAACGUACCUAUACUGUCUCACUCAACGAGGAUAUUAAUUACAACGAUAACCCUGUAGUUGCACAUAUCAAAGCUACUGACGCAGAUCAGGGCGCCAACGCAGCAAUACGUUACGCAAUAAUAAGUGGCAAUACACAAUCACAAUUUGCUAUAGAUAGUCUAACAGGAGAUGUAUCUCUUGUAAAACCUCUAGACUAUGAAACCAUUAGGAAUUAUCGAUUAGUGAUAAGGGCACAAGACGGCGGUAGUCCUGCAAGGUCCAAUACCACUCAACUAUUAAUAAAUAUUAAGGAUAUUAACGAUAAUGCGCCUAGAUUUUAUACAUCAUUAUUUCAAGAAAGCGUCCUUGAGAACGUUCCUGUUGGCUAUAGUAUUGUUAAAGUUCAAGCCUAUGAUGCUGACGAAGGGCCUAACGCUGAUAUAAAAUAUACAAUAUCAAGUAGAGAUGCUACUGGUGGUAGUACUGACGACUUACCAUUAGCUGUAGAUUCCCAUUCAGGCUGGAUUUAUACUACUAAAGAACUAGAUAGGGAACAUCAAGCAAAGUAUAUGUUUCAAGUUAUAGCAAGUGAUCAAGGUGCGCCACCACAAAGUGCAAGUGCAAGCGUUGUUAUUACAGUCCAAGACGUAAACGACAAUGAUCCCGUUUUUGAGCCAAAAAUAUAUGAAUCGGUAGUUGCAGAAGAUGAUUCUCCAGGUACUCCUGUGGCAACGGUAACAGCUACAGAUCCGGAUGAAGACGCAAGACUUCAUUAUGAAAUAACAAAUGGUAACACUAGAGGUCGCUUUGCCGUAACCUCACAAAAUGGUAGAGGAUUAAUCACCAUAGCUCAACCAUUAGAUUACAAACAAGAAAAAAGAUACAUUUUGACAAUUACUGCUACGGAUUCUGGAAGUAGAACAGAUACUGCUACGGUUUAUGUCAACAUCACGGAUGCUAAUAAUUACGCUCCGGUUUUUGAAAACGCUCCUUAUUCGGCGAGCGUUUUUGAAGACGUAGUUGUUGGUACUACAGUUUUAGUUGUUUCCGCUACAGAUAACGAUGUUGGAUUGAACGCUCAGAUAUCAUAUUAUUUAGGCGACGAUAUGAAUGACGUAGGAAAAGAUGGAGCUUUCGCGAUUAAUAAACAAACAGGUGCCAUAGUAACAACCAAACCUCUUGAUCGCGAAACAACUUCAGGUUAUCUUCUAACAGUCACAGCUAAAGAUGGAGGAUCUCCUCCUCUUUCAGACACCACAGAUAUCGAAAUAUCAGUAACAGAUGUUAACGAUAACUAUCCAGUAUUCAAACAAGUAGCAUAUUCAGGUAGUGUACCAGAAGAUGCUUUGGUAGGAACUUCCGUGGUACAAGUAACAGCUACUGAUGCAGAUGUUGGUUUAAACGGAAAAAUUCAUUAUUCUUUGAGUGAAAAGGAUCAAGAAGAUGGCUCCUUUGUUAUAGAUCCGACUAGCGGAGUAAUAAGGACCAAUAAAGGAUUAGACAGAGAGUCUGUUGCUAAUUACGAAUUAGAAGCUUAUGCUAUAGAUAGGGGAUCGCCUACGCUUAGUAGUUCUGUACCAGUGAACAUAAGAAUAGAUGACGUAAAUGAUUCACCACCAGCUUUUGAUUCUGAUAAGAUAAUUCUUUAUAUUCCAGAAAAUAGUCCUAUAGGUUCUACUGUAGGCGAAAUCUACGCUAAAGAUCCCGACGAAGGCGUCAACGCUAUCGUACAGUAUUCAAUAAUAGGUGGAGAAGAUGCACAAAGUUUUUCUUUAGUAACUAGACCAGGAUCUGAAAAAGCUGAAUUAUUAACGAUGGUAGAGCUAGAUUACGAAAGCCCUAAGAAAAAGUAUGAUCUCAUAGUUAGAGCUGCAAGCCCUCCUUUAAGAAGUGAUGCUCACGUUGAAAUAAUAGUAACCGAUGUGAACGAUAACGCUCCAAUAUUAAAAGACUUUCAAGUAAUGUUCAAUAACUUUAAAGAUUUUUUCCCAACUGGAUCUAUAGGGAGAAUACCAGCUUUUGACGCUGAUGUCUCAGAUAAGUUGCAUUAUAGGAUUUUAUCUGGUAAUAAUGCAAAUCUCAUAGCCUUGAACGAAACUACUGGACAGUUGCAGCUAUCACCACAGCUUAAUACAAAUGUACCAAAAAUAGCUUCCAUGGAAGUAUCUGUAUCUGACGGCAUUAAUGUUGUAAAGAAAAUAAUGUCAUUAAGCGUAAGAUUAAUAACAGCAGAAAUGUUAUUCAACUCCAUAACUGUAAGACUUAAUCAAAUGACCAAAGAAGCGUUUCUUUCUCCUCUUCUUAACUACUUCACCGAUGGUUUAGCAGCAAUAAUUCCGUGUCCUAAAGAGAAUGUCUUUAUCUUCAGCAUCCAAGACGAUACAGACGUUGCUGCCAAGAUACUAAACGUCAGUUUUUCUGUUCGUAGACCUGACGUACCUAGAGAAGAAUAUUACACCCCGCAGUUUCUCCAAGAAAAAGUUUAUUUGAAUCGAGGAAUACUAGCAAGACUUUCAACUGUUCAAAUACUUCCAUUUGACGAUAAUCUUUGCGUUAGAGAACCUUGCUUGAAUUAUGAAGAAUGUCUAACAAUUUUGAAAUUUGGUAAUGCAUCAGGUUUUAUUUCCAGCGAUACUGUGCUAUUUAGACCUAUCUAUCCAGUAACCACAUUCACCUGUCAAUGUCCGAAAGGCUUCACCGGCUCUAAAGAACAUUAUUUAUGCGAUACAGAAGUUAAUCUAUGUUACUCCUCCCCAUGUGAGAAUAAUGGCAUUUGUAAAAUUAAAGAAGGUGGAUAUACUUGCGUUUGUCAAAAUGGUUAUACAGGUGACAAUUGCGAAAUUAAGAUAGAGAAAAACAGUUGCAACCCUAGUUUAUGCAUCAAAGACAAAACUUGUAGUCCUAAACCUGGAAGAUCGAGCUUUAUUUGUGAAGAUUGCAAUAUUGUUGCUGAAUACGAACAUUACACUUCGCAGUGUCAGCUAAGGAGUCGCAGCUUCACCAAAACCUCAUUUUUGACAUUUCCUAGUUUGAAACAAAGACAUCGAAUCCAUUUGGCUCUAAAAUUCGCAACUCAACAACAGAAUGGACUUUUGUUAUAUAAUGGAAGAUACAACGAACAACACGACUUUGUGGCUUUGGAAAUCAUCAAAGGUGCGGUGCAAUUUUCAUUUUCUUUGGGUAGCAAGGUAACCAACGUAUCUGCAAGAAUACCAGGAGGAGUGUCGGAUGGAAAGUGGCAUUCGGUAGUAGUGAAUUAUUUCAAUAAAACGGCUACAAUAGCCUUAGAUGAUUGCGAUAUAGCUAUAGCUUUAAAACACGGCGAAGAUCUUGGAGGUAAAUGGAACUGUGCAGGAUAUGUUGAACACCAGUUGGAAGCCCGAUGUGCGUCUUUAACAGAAACGUGUCACAGAUUCUUGGACUUGACAGGCCCUUUACAAUUAGGUGGUGUUCCCGCCCAAUCCAGUGUAUUCCAGAUACAAAAUAUUUAUUACGAUGGUUGUAUUUCAGAUUUGGAAAUCGAUUACAAAUUUGUAGAUUUAAACAGCUUUAUGACAGACAAUGGUACUAAUCCCGGCUGUCCGGAAAAACGAUCGUUUUGUUCUUCAACACCCUGUAAAAAUGGAGGAAAAUGUAUUGAUGGUUGGGGUAUGUAUAAAUGCGAAUGUCCACAAGGGUUUGGAAAUAAAGAUUGUAGUGAAACAAUUAGCCCUCCAUGGCACUUUAAUGGAGAUGGUAUGCUGUCAUUUAAUCCCUUAUUGAGACCGAUACAACUUCCGUGGUUAAACGCUCUAUUUGUACGAACAUUACAAGAAGAUACUUUCCUCAUGUCAAUUCAAAUCGGUCAAAAUAGCUCAGCAGUAUUAUCUCUAAAUAGGGGACUUCUAUUAUACACUUAUAAUGGCGAAUCUUUAUCGCUGCCAACUAAAUACAUAUCUGAUGGUGAAUGGCAUCAUUUGGAAGUAACUUGGAUUGGUACAGAAAUAAAAAUGUCCGUAGAUUACGGCGAAAGUGUUGAGGUUAUGCCCUAUGGUGAAAAAAUUCAAGGACUGUACGUUGGAAAAAUCUUAAUAGGUGGCCCAGAUAAUACUUACAUGAGCCUUAAUGCAGGUUAUAAUUACCUCGAAGGAUGUAUACAAGAUGUACGAAUAGGAAACCAUCAAACAACGCUUAGCAGACCGAUCGUUAAAGAAAAUGUAGAAGACGGAUGUUAUUCUUCAAAUGAGUGUCACAGUGAGUGUCCAGCAUCUUCAACAUGUGUAGUUGAAUGGGGUAGAUCAUAUUGCAAAUGUAACGAAGGUCAUAUUGGUCCUCUUUGUGUCCCAGUUUGCUCUGAAGAUCCCUGUGAUAAUGGUGGUAUCUGUAUAGAAAAUUCAAAGUAUCCCAAAGGAUACAAAUGUGAAUGUAACUCCACGAACUAUUCGGGAGAAUAUUGUGAAAACGAACAGUCUCAACCAUGUCCAGCAAGUUGGUGGGGCUAUCCAGUUUGUGGCCCAUGCCAAUGCGAUGUUGAAGAUGGUUACAACCCUGAUUGUGAUAAGAAAACAGGAAAAUGUCACUGUAGGGAAAAUCAUUAUCAACCCAGUGGUUCCACACAAUGUAUACCAUGUGACUGCUAUCAUAUUGGAUCACACAGCACUCAAUGUGAUCAUGAAACAGGUCAAUGUAAAUGCAGAGAUGGAGUUAUUGGACUCAAAUGCGAUUCUUGUCCUAAUGCUUAUGCAGAAGUUACUAUCAAAGGUUGCGAAGUUGUAUAUGAUGGAUGUCCAAAGUCAUCAGCCAAUGCUAUAUGGUGGCCUAGAACAGUGUUUGGAGCCGACGCCAUUGAGAUUUGUCCAAAAGGUACACACGGGAAAGCUUCUAGAACUUGUGACAACGAAUUAGGUGGAUGGCAAGAACCGGAUAUGUUUAAUUGUACGUCUGAGAAGUUUGUUGAGUUAAGAGAGCAGCUGUCUAAUAUAGAAAAUGGAGAUCUCCAACUUAACACUUUUGUCUCCAUCAAACUGGCUCACGAUUUAUACAAAGCUACCAACUUAACGAAAAAUCUUUAUGGAGCAGAUGUUUUAAUCACAUACGAAUUAUUGAGAGAACUACUUAAUUAUGAAUCCAAAAUGAAUGGACUUAAUUUAACUCACAGUCAAGAUAAAGAUUAUAUAAGAAAUUUGGUACACUCUGUAAGCAUUGUUUUGUCAAAAAAAUACACAAAUCAUUGGAAAAGAAUCAAAGAAUUGACGGGAGAAGGAGUUGAAGAUCUUAUAGAAUUAAUUGAGAAGUAUAUAAACACAUUGAGUGUCAGUCAACAUGAUACUUACACAAGUCCUUUCGAAAUUGUUUCUCCGAAUAUGAUCCUUGGUUUGGAUGUAGUCACUCCUGAAUCUCUUUACGGAUUUGAAUCGGAAUCUUUACCACCGAUUCCUUCAAUAACUCCUAACUUCACUUCAGAAAAUGUUGUUCUACCGGAUACAUCUUUAUUUUUAGAAGAAAAUCGCAAUUUACAUCCAGAACCAUAUGUAAUAUUCCCCAAAUACAACAACUAUCUAUUGGAUAAAUCGAAAUUUGAUCUGCAUAGCAAAAUAUUAAUAUCUUUAAAUCUUUUGGGAAUCAAACCGAUAGAAUUCGGUGAAAUUAUAACAAAACACAGCUUACCAGAAGAUGGCAGCGUUAUAAGUUAUGCCGAAUAUCGACAAGACGGUGCUUUAUUACCAAAAACAUACGACGAAUCAGUUGUUAGAAGAUGGGGUGUAGAUAUUACCAUAGGAUCUCCUCUAAUAUCAGUAGCAGUAUUGGUACCAGAAUAUGUACCAGUAGAACCUGCGGAAAAUGAUGUGCCAGAUAUGAGUAUGCCCAAUCUCAAGUUCGACACUGAUGAUUAUUGGGCAAAAUCUAGUUUUAAAAGAGCUGAUAUACUCGAAAACGAUCCACUGUAUUUAAGAAAUAAGAGGAGUCACAUUGAAGAAAAAAAGUUAGUUUAUAAAAGUUUAGCAGGGAUGUCUCUACAUGUACCCAUAAGGUUACAGCUGUGGUUGGACGCUAACAAUACUAUUCUAAAUGCUAGAUCUAAUCCGCAGUGUGUCCAUUGGUCUAGAGCUAGAGGAUUUGGGCAAUGGUCUCGGGUUGGUUGCAGAACUGAAAUUAACGAUGACUGGUAUGAAACUACCAAUGAUAAACCAAUUUUAGUGAACUGUAGCUGCAACCAUUUGAGCACUUUCGCUGUAUUAGUCGACGUUGUAGAUUUGGAGUACAUUCCGGAACCCUCACUAUUAGAAGAUAUAUCAAGUUAUAGCUGUUUUUCUAUCUCUUUGCCGCUCCUUUUCGGAACCUAUCUCAUUUUGGCUUUGAUUCGAGGAUUGCAGACCAAUUCAAAUACCAUCAGAAAAAAUUUGGUUCUGUGUGUAUUUUUGGGAGAACUUCUCUAUUUCAUAGCUUUAAAAGCGAGAAAACCAUUGAUUGGCAAUGAGUUCUCUUGUAAACUGUCAGCCAUUGGUUUACAUUAUCUAUGGUUAGCGUCGUUCUCAUGGAUGCUGGUAGAUGCGAUACACUUGUACAGGAUGUUAACGGAAAUGCGAGACAUAAACCAUGGGCCGAUGAGAUUUUAUUAUAGCAUGGGCUACGUCGCACCUGCUGUCGUCGUUAGUUUAGCAGUUGGAGUAAGAGCACAUCAAUAUGGAAACUAUUAUUUCUGCUGGGUAUCUUUAUAUGAAAGCGUAGUUUGGAGCUUAGUGGGACCAAUUUGCCUCUUAGUCUUAGUGAACAUUUUCGUACUAGCUUUUUCUGUUCGAGCAGCUUUUACUCUGCAGGAUCACGUAUUAGGAUUUGGAAAUCUGAGAACGCUAUUAUGGGUAUCGGUGAUAGCUCUUCCCCUAAUGGGUGCCACUUGGGUUCUGGCACUGUUAGAUGCCUCAGAAAGACAUCCGCUUCUCACGCCAUUUUUAUCUGUUGCUGUUUUGGUUCAUGCUGGAUUUUCUUUGGCAGGAUAUUGUUUUGCUAAUAACAGAGUCAGACAGAAUCUCAUCAGAUCAAUAAUGAGGUGUUUGGGUAAAAAAGUGCCAUUACUAGAUACAACCUCUGUAAUUGGUGUUCCAAGUACCAGCAGCCAGAAUAUUAAUAUCCAAUCGCGGUCAGCUUUGGCAUACCAUUCAGGUGAUCCGAAUAGAAGGAACAUUGGAAUUUCAACAUCUAGUACAACUUCUCGUUCAACAACCAAAACUAGCUCAAGUCCAUACAGAAGUGACAGUCAUUUACGUCACACAUCUACAUCAACAUCAAACUACAAUUCAACAAGUGACGUGCCAUCGUAUAUGCGCGGCUUUGAACAGGAAACAGGAUUACAUAGGCAUAGGGAAGUUCCGGAAGAACCAGAGGAGCGAAGAGAAAGAAGAGGAGAUAGAGACAGCGAUUCAGAUUCGGAUGGAUCGGAAGGAAGAAGUUUGGAUUUGGCUUCCAGUCAUUCCAGUGAUGAUGAUGAAUCUAGUACUAGAAGGCAUCGAACAAGAACAAAUAAUGGACGACAGGGAUACCUGCCAAAUAUUACAGAGCACGUGAUAUCACGAUGUGGUACGCCUCCAUCUUUAAACGUCGUAACAAAUUCCCAACUGUUUCCAGCUGUACAACCCAGUUAUGGUUCUAGAUGGGCAAGCCAAUUACCCGAAUCUUAUUUGCCUAAUCAUAAUGUUUCUGAAGUUGGUAGGUGGUCAGCUGAAACAGGCUCAGAUAAUGAGUUCUAUCAAAAGAAUGGUUCUCCUAACCCAUUGCCUCAUCCAGACGUAACACCAGAAACUACCGUACCGGCCUUACAAUCUGAACAAUACAUGAUGAGGGCGCAUUAUAAUAAUUACAAUCCGAAUAACUUGAUUUACAAAGGUGAUUAUAUGCCCAAAGUUAUGCCACACGAUAAUAUGAAUUACCAAGAAUACGAUAGGGCAAGUGAUAUCGAUGAUAAAGGACAUAUGAAUGAUAAAUACCAUUUUCCAUAUACAGGUACUGAAUUAGAAGCGGAAGAAGACCACAUGUCACCUCAUAACAAUUACAUUCAUCCUCUCCAUCCUGGCAGUCGAGUAAUGUCUCCAGUGACAAACGACGUAAAUAAUCCUGGAUUAGAUUACCACGGCUCCACAAUUGGUUCGCAUUUGGGCUCCAGAAUAGGUUCGGUAUUGGGCUCAGUCCAUGGUUCCCUUUCCGGUAGUAUGAGGGGUUCGCCUUCACCGUUAAUGCCAUCUGUGUCAAUGAUGCAUACUGCACAUCAUGGGAAUUCUCCACAGAUUGAAGAUAAAAAUGAAGAAACAUCAGUUUAGCGGUUAUUUUCAUUUGCUAAUGUAUUUUUAGUAAUUUUUACAAAAUUGAUUAUGCUCAAUAUUUUUCUCCGUCGUUUCAAAAAAUAAAAUUUAAUAUAUUGAUACUUGAGAGACUAUUAAACCGAAAGUACUAAUAUUUAUUAUUAUAUAUUAGGACCUUUUAUUACUGAAUCAAUGCAUUCUAUUAAAACAUUUGAUUUUUUAAGUUGAGAAUGUGUAAAUGACUUUCAUAUAUACAGUUAAGUGGUAGAUAAUUGCUAAAAGUAGAUUUGAUGGUGAACAAUUACCGGUAAUUGCAAUAAAGUGAUUACAGGUAGUUUGAUAUAAAUUCAUUGUUUUAUGAAACCGUCAAAACAAAAUGAUUGAAUUCGCUUAUUUAUUUUGAGACGAUUAAAAAACCAAAUUACAAUUUGCUUAAAUAUAUUAAGAAAAAAUUCCAAUGAUUAUCAUGGUUUCACUUGCAGUGCAUGUAAUUAAUUUAUUAAAUUAUUUUUUAAAAUUUAGCGGCUUGGUGUAAAACCUGAAAUUAGAAACAAAUAUUUUGUAUGAAUGGUGGCAACAUUGCAUUUUUUUUAAACUCACUGCACCUCUACAACGUAAGUUUCAGAUUGUAACAAGUGAAUUAUCGUCAAAUUAUUUUAAUUACCACAAGGUUUUAAGAAAAACCGGCAACUUUUGUGAAUUUAACUGUAAUAGUCAUAUUUAUUCUGCAACAAACAUUAAUUUGAAUCAUUAAACUUAUACAUCUUUAGCGAUCAUAGUUUACUCAUUCUCAAAUUACAAAACUUGAUGAAUUUUUGUUUCGUUGUUCACGGACCAAUUACUUCACUUCAUGUAUGAACGAUCUUCAAAACUAUUUUUAUAAGAUUGUAUAUGGUUAGGAUUCCAUAAGUUUUCGCUCCAAAAUUGUCACUGGAAUUCUGAUCAUGUAAAUUAGUUGUUAUUAUGUCCACAAUAUGUACCACUGCUAUAUAUAUAUUCGCUUUGAAAAUAGAAUUAGAAUAUAUACCUGUAAUACUCAGCUUUAUAUAAAUAGCAACAAAUUAGUUAUAUACAAUAAGAAUAUUUGAAACCAUGUUUUUUUCAAAGAAUCUAUAUACUCAAAACCAAAAAUUUUAAACUUAGUUGUUAAAAAUAUGGUUUCUUCUAAUUUUAGUUGAAAGAGACUUUUAGUCCUUCAUAAAAAUACAUUCUUCUUAACUGAAACAUUCCAAUAUAAGACUGUGGAAAUUUAAAACAAUCCAAAAUUCCGAAUUUAAGUGAGAAAGAUAAAUAUUUUGUCGAUAAUUUAAAAUUGAAUCAAAUGCUUUUAUGUAUUUGUUCAAAUCUUUAAGAAAAUAUUCAAUUGUAUUGUAUUAAACCCUCAACAAACUAAACAAAGAAAGAGCAACCCUACCUGGGUGCUUGGCCAUCAAAAAGGAUAAUAUAACAGGUGAAGGUGGUCCAGAAUUAUUUAUAUUAAUAUAAGUAAAUUGAGAACCUUGUUUUUUUAAGACGUAUGUAAACCGAAAAAGUAAGAAAGAAAAUUCAAGAUGUACCCAAGAAUCAGCAGAUACAAGGGUAGUGGCACCGAAAGAAGUAGCUAAAGAGAAUAUCAAUCUCAAGAAAUCAUAACGAUAUGACAUAAUUUCAGGAGCAUGAACUAAAAAAAACCUGUUUUUUAAGACAUAUGUAAACCGAAAAAGUGAGAAAGAAAA